This is a messenger RNA of Sclerotinia trifoliorum, 3240 nucleotides long. The record is from the annotation of a GenBank genome assembly. Lineage: Eukaryota; Fungi; Ascomycota; Leotiomycetes; Helotiales; Sclerotiniaceae.
AUCCUGGGACCGCGUAAAACCACAGCUCAAAUAUUAAUGUCACCGUUAUUGUUAAUGUUGAUUCUAAUGUUUAGAUGAAUCUCACCUGGAUACAUGUCUGAUCAAAAUUUAUACAUAUUAUAAGAGAGCCUUACUAAUGGAUAUAUCCAAUGGCACAUCUUGUAAAGCUGGGAGCUUUAACAGAUGAACUUGUUACAUUAAUCACUUCCUUCUCCUCGCAGGUAAAUAUGUCAUUUGAUUCUAAUAUCUUGUUCAAUGCGUCGAAGUUCCCAAAGCCGAUGAGCUGACCAAGUUAGUCUGAUUCUGCCAGGUUCAAUACUUGUCGAGAAACUGCUCUUCGAGCUCUCAGGCAUAGUAACUACAAUCGAACGAACCAAUUCGAUAUUGCAGAUCGACUCGAGGGGCUUGACGAAAAGUUUCGAGUCUACAAUGAAGAUCCACUCGCAGAUGCGCUCAAGGAGCGUCUGCAAAAAUUGCCUGAAUUAAAGUUAAAAUGGACAUCCGAAAUUCUCCACCUACUUCUUGAAUUGUCGAAUAAGCCGGUCUCCAAAUCCAGGAUUGAAGAUCUAGAAUUGAUAAAAAUAAUAGAUCCCAAAAUAGAACCUCCAUUGAAAUGGCGAGAUCUUGUAGCUGAGGAUCCUUUACUACGAGAAAAAAGUAUUUGGCGAAAUGUCGAUUUCGGGGCGGAUAGUUCUGAAGAUGAUGAUGACGGUGGCUUUGAGGAUACUCGAUCAGAAUUGUCAGAGUUGACUGGAUCAACGGGAGAAUCGAGCUUGGAUGAUGACAACAUUAGGAGGCCCCAAGAUUUCAUUGUGAAUACACUUGAUGAGGACACUUUGAAUAAUUUGAGGAAGGCACAGUUUUGGCAGAAACCACCAAGCGUGAAUGGCGUCCAGCUAAAGACUGUUAAAAAGCCUAUCACCGAACUUCAGGCCGUCCGAGAAGUUCUCUUUAUGUUUACUGGAUCAUUGAGCUCUCUUUUCGAAAUGGACUCACAUGAUGUUCGGAAUCUUAAACCUUCGAAGCGUUAUACUUUCAAGCAUUUGACUACGGAAGGUUAUGAUGUGCUAAUGCAAAACUUCGCGACUCAAGGCUCAGCGUUGAAUAUUCUUCGAGCCUGGGUAAAACAACCCCAACAUGUGCCGCUACUACAGGUUUUGCAAUCAUCUAUUUCUCAGCGCCUUAUGAAUUUCGACACUAGGUUGUCCAACAUUGAAAGAAGAUUUGUCGCUCCACCGUCAGAUGUGGUUGUAAGUCUUUUGAGUCUACAGAAUGAAAUAGCAGAUUUUACAAAGCCUCUCAGCAGACUUACCGACCUUAUCAAACGAAUUGAGCUCGAUCCAUAUGCCCAUGCUUUUCGUUAUCUUGAGUUCCUAUAUGACGAAACUUGUACGUCUCAGAUGGCUGGAGACAAUGACAUGUAUGAAUUUAUGGGUAAGAUUUUUUUUCAGUGCUUUCAAAUCUAUCUACGGCCGAUUCGAUCAUGGAUGGAGGAAGGCGAGCUUAGUAGUGGCGACAACGUAUUCUUCGUCUCUGAAGUUAUUGGUAACACAGAUCCAUCUUCAAUUUGGCAGUCUCGCUUUAAGCUACGCAAGACUCAGACUGGUGUUUUACAUGCUCCGAGUUUCCUUCAAACUGCUGCUGAAAGGAUAUUCAAUACUGGCAAAAGUGUUGUUGUAUUGAAGCAUUUGAGUCAAUUCGAAUCAGUACGAUCAAAGAGAAUGAUAGAACCGAAACUCGACUUUGAUUCAGUAUGCAAUACCAAGAAAUUCUUCUUGGCCCCUUUCUCCGAAUUAUUCGAUGUAGCAUUCGAAAACUGGAUCAAAAGCAAACAUCAUCACACUUCUAACAAGUUACGACAAACCCUCUUCGAUUCUUGUGGCUUACAUAGUGCCCUCGAUGCCUUAGCUCAUGUUUACUUCAUUGCCGAUGGCAUCUCUUCCUCGAGCUUUAUGUCAUCGGUUUUCGAUAAGCUAGACACAUUAGAUGCUUCAUGGAAUGAUCGCUUUCCAUUGACAGAGCUCGCACAGAGUACGAUUGGUUCCCAUCCAUCCAUAAUUUCAGAACGACUUCGAUUGCGCAUCCGACCUCUUUCGCAAAGGAGUCGAGAUAUCAAUAAAUGCAGAAGAUCAGUUAAGGUCUUGUCCAUAAUCGAACCCAUAUAUCACCUCUCAUGGCCUAUUCAAAUAAUAAUCACUCCACAAACAAUUCCCUCAUAUCAAAGAAUCUUUACCUUUCUCUUCCAAAUUCGUCGUAGUUCCCACAUUCUUUCCCGAGAACGUCUCAUCUCCGAUCGCCACAAUCUAACCAGUACCACUGAUGAACGUUCUCUAUAUUACGCCCUCAGAACCCGUUCACUGUGGUUCUAUUACACUCUAUACUAUUAUCUCACAUCCCUGGUCCUCGAACAACGCUCUCAGAAAAUGCAUCAAGAUCUCCAGGAUGUCGAAGACAUCGAUGCAAUGAUUCGCGUUCAUACAUUGUUCGUUAAACGUAUCACGGAUGAAUGUCUCCUAGGUACUAAACUCGAACCCAUCCAUAAAACUAUCAUCAAAAUACUCGACCUAGGCAUCAAAUUAGAGGAUGCCCAAGCGGCAAAUACAGCAAAGAGGAAAGAAGCAUUGGAAAAACAACAGGAAAUCCUAGAUCUUUCCCUAGCAUCCCUAGAUCUCCCUCCUACCCCGCGGACAUUGAAAAAUUCAAGGAUGAGCAUGAGUAUGAGCAUGAACACGAGAAUGAGAAUGAGUCCCGCGAAGCAAAGGGACGAAAACGAAAACUCAGAAGAUGAAAUGGAAGUAGAUUUAAGUAUCCUAUCACCGGGAAUAGAUCACAAUGAGGAAUCAUACGUACAGAAAUUAGAGAGUAUGAAAGGGGAAUUUGACAGAUUGGUUCGGUUUGUAGGGAGUGGGUUGAGGGGAGUAGCGAGAGCGAGUGGAGGGGAGGAGGCAAAGGGGUGGGAUGUGCUGGGGGAAAUGAUUGAGGCCGGGGUCGAUGCUUAGGUUUUUUUUUGGGCUAGUGGUUGGUGGGGGAUUUAACAUUAGGUGGAAGAUUAGGUGUAGGAUGGAAGAUGGAUGGAUUAAGUUGAUGAUUUGUGAAAGUUGUAGUUAUACUUCUUUAUAUCUGACUGAACUUAAAUUGAUAUCCUUCUACUUAGGUACUCGUAGGUAUUCACAUCGUGGAUUAUUGGAUGGGAUGUAUCAAAGAGUUUAGCGAUUAAUCAAUUAAUCAAUUAAAGUAGAG